AUGUCCAUCCCCGAAGCUCCAACACCGUGUCCGGCGCACAGAUUCGUGCGUUUUCGCACGCGUAACGACCCGAAUCCACGCGUGGGCGUCUUGCUCGCGCCGAGCGAAGAGAAAUCAUCAUCACCGCUCGUGCACGCGCCGCGGUUCUGCGCGCACGAUGCGUCGACUGCGAUCGUCCCAUCCACCAUGCGCGAGGCAUUAACGAUGUACGUCAACGAUCAUAGAUCGUUACGCGUCGACGCGUCGUUAUCGACGCCGCUGGAAGAGUGCGAGCUCCUAUGCGCGGUGGACCGGGACGUCACGAUUGCGUGCGUCGGGAAAAACUAUUUAGAACACGUCGGCGAGGUUGACUCCACGAUGCCGGGAAUAUCGCGAAUGGAUGUUCCCGAGGCGCCGAUCAUAUUUUCCAAGGCGAGCACGAGCCUGAACGCGCACUUGGGGUCGAUCGCGACACGCGGGCGGAAGGACGUCGACUACGAAGGCGAGCUCGUCGCCGUCAUUGGACGAGAGUGUAGAGACAUCGAUCCAGGGAUGAGUGAUGAAGACGUCGUGAAGAAUUAUGUGAUUGGAUGGAGCAUCGCAAACGACGUCACGGCGCGAGAGCUACAGAAGACGCAUCAACAGUGGUUUCUCGGGAAGAGCGGCGACACGCACUGUCCACUCGGGCCGUGGGUGUGUUGCGACGACGGACGCGCGCCCGCGCUCGGCGCGGCGUCCAUCACGACCGCUGUGAACAGUGAGAUUCGUCAACGGAGUACGGUUGACCAGCUUAUAUGGAGCGUCGGCGCUCUCAUCGCGUGCAUUUCGAGACAUCAAACCUUGCGUGUUGGCGACUGCGUGUUAACCGGAACGCCGAGCGGCGUCGGCGCUGGAUUCGACCCACCUCGAUUUCUCCAACCGGGCGACGCGUGCGAGGUCACGAUCGAGGGUGUGGGUACACUAAAAAACACCGUGGUCGAGAACAUUUAA
This is a messenger RNA of Ostreococcus tauri, 969 nucleotides long. Its product is annotated as Fumarylacetoacetase, C-terminal. Gene Ontology annotation, molecular function: acetylpyruvate hydrolase activity. NCBI's taxonomy places the organism in Eukaryota, Viridiplantae, Chlorophyta, Mamiellophyceae, Mamiellales, Bathycoccaceae. The transcript has a single exon. Bases 1 to 969 code for a protein of 322 amino acids. The record is from RefSeq and is a predicted model, not a curated record.